This is a messenger RNA of Hirsutella rhossiliensis, 2349 nucleotides long. Its product is annotated as PIF1 protein. The transcript has 14 exons. The coding region runs from base 1 to 2349 and encodes 782 amino acids. NCBI's taxonomy places the organism in Eukaryota, Fungi, Ascomycota, Sordariomycetes, Hypocreales, Ophiocordycipitaceae. The record is from RefSeq and is a predicted model, not a curated record.
AUGAGCUCGGGACUGACGCCGGUCGAAGAGAAGCUCAUCUCGCUGAACUCAUGUUACGGGAGCUGGCCACCAAAGUGCUCCCGCACCCCUUUGCAAGCACUGGACGAGAUCCACAUCUCGUGGCAGGGCGCGGAGAAGCCGGCACCGAGCGACCUGUCGAGUCUCUUGUCGGUGAGGCGGCGGGUGGUCGAGAGGGCCCUUGUCUGGCUGAAGCGGAACAACCCCCACUACGCCGAGAUCGAGAUCGACGCGGCGGAGAUGGAGAGCUGGGAGACUCGAUACACGGGCGCGGACGGCGCACGUUGUGCCGCCCACGGAACGCGCCAUGGACGAGGAGGGCCGGUGGAGAUCGAGGAGCUCUUCGCCCUGCUCAACCAAGGACAAGAAGCCGGCGGCCAGGGUGAAGGUCACGGGCCCAACGGAGAAGGCGCGGUUCGCGAUGGAAGUGACGCCUGCCCCGACCAGAACGUUCCAGCGAUCAACGAGGUGACGUCUUCUGGCAUGUUCGCGCUCGACGGACCGCCAGACGUCGCGGACGUGGAGAAGCUGCAGUUUGCCUGUGACGCUGUUGCCGGGGUUCGGGGCGUGGCGACGGUGGUUGUGAGCCAUACAUCCGGGUUUCGCGGGGGUGAGUUUACCGAUUCCUUUGAGGCGUCCUUCUUUGCCAGGACGUUCCCGACCCUGUUCCCAUUUGGCGUUGGGGACCAAGAGGCGGCCGCGGGAGACCCCGUAUCGUCUCGAAGCUUGAACCUUCAGGCGUGGGCCGAGAUCGUGCUCCGGCGCCAUGGUGGUCGAUUUGCACUGCACCACAUCUUCGCAUUUCUCGUCUUCAACAUGGGGGUGCGGUCGAGGAACCGCCGGGUCAGCAUGUUGAGUGUGGGGAGGAAGAACUUCCGCAAGGUAGAGCGCAUCUCGCUCAUCGUCGGAUAUGGCGUGCCGGCCAUCUGGUUCACCAUCAACCCGAACGACAUUACGAACCCGGUGAAGCUGCGACUGGCGGCAUACCGCACACGCGAUCCCGACGCGGCCGAGGAGUUCUUAGAAGGCCUUGGGGAUGCGUAUAAGCGGGCACGGCUGGCGAUAUCGGAUCCCAUGAGCUCGGCCGUGUUCUUCCACCGCGAGAUGAAGCUAUUCUUCGAUCAUUACGUGAAGGUCGGUGAAGACUCGAUGCUUGCCGACAUCCACGGGGAGGAUCAGGCGGCGUAUCGCGAGCGAAUUGUCCGAUACAUCGAUAGCGUCUUCUCAGAGGAUCUGGACCAGGAAAGUUUUUGCGCCGUGCAAGCGGAGCGAUCUGUGACGGGCGGUAUUGGUUCCCUGCUGGACAACGCCGCGCAGUUCUCGGCCGCGUUUAUCGAGGAGGCCAACUUCUGUGCCGGCGCGACGCAGGAGGGCGGAAAGGGACCUCUGCCGGUUCAAGGCGCCAUGGAGAUCCGGAGGACACACAGCAUGGUCAAUCGAUGGAACGAGGCUAUUGCUGUCGGGCUCCGGCACAACCAUGAUAUUUCCUUCAUUGCGACGCAGCGCAAGACAAUGGCCCUCAUCUAUUAUGUCACGAACUACGCGACCAAGGUGGAGGACCCGGUGUGGAAGCGUGUGGCGGCCGCGGCCGAGCUCCUGGCCGCCUCAACAGGGAACAGGACGCGACAGUUCCUGAUGAGAGUGGCGAACCGCGUGUUCACGGAGCGUCCGCUAUCACAGGUCGAGGUCGUCGCUCACCUUCUCGGAUAUCCGGCCGAGUUCACCGACAGCAGCGCGUGGGCGUACCUGAACUGUUCUCUGCUGUACUGGGAAGUCUUUCGGCGAUGGCGGCAUCUCCGAGAAGCCAGUGGCGCUGCGGCUAUGGAUGACACCUUGGAUGAGUCGGUGCUCAGGCGGCCGGGCAAGCACGCUACCGUCUGCCUCGACGGCUACCUGAGCAAGGACUUCACCUACGAUGACGAGUCGUGCUACCGGAGGGCAGCCGUGCAGCAUCUUGCGCUGUUCGUGCCGUGGAGUCCUUCCUGGGCGAAGGAACAGCUGCUUCGACGAUCCGCCGAAGACGCAAAACGCGACGCCAAGCAAUGGGCAGCCUCGUCCGGCGAUGGCGACCCGACGGUCGCACACGUCGAGGAGGGUGGAGCAGGCGAGGCGGGCGCGGAGUCUGCAGCGACAUAUCAGCCCAACAGCAUCGGAGACGCAACGCGGCUCAUCGACGUCGUCCGAGGUGCAGUGGGAGCGAAUCAGGUGACGGCCAAGUCGCCGGAGCUCAUGGCAAUGAUACAGCAGCUCUGUCGGUUUCAGCAAUCGGCGCUGCGCUCGACGGCCGAGCUCGAGGCCACGGCGCUGAUCGAACGAGGGAGAGGCGGUUAA